UUGUAAUUUCCAAAUUGUUUUUGUGUCUCGACGAUUUAAUUUCUGUUGAUUUAAAGAAAUUUCAUCAUUUUUACCAAACUAUACGAGCCACAAUGUGCUAGAUGGAAAGGUUUUCCAUAUAAAAUUUACAUAAGACUAGACAAAAAAAGUUAAUACAAAUUUAGUACAAUGGAACAUCAGCAACAAGUGGUUCAAAGGCUACAGCGUAUCUUCGAGGUUUUUCUUCAGGAAAAUUUUGCUACCACAAACAAUGUUUACUUUGAAAAGCUCAUAACUCAUUUAUCGGAAAAAGAGAAUCUAUUUGUACUGCAGUCUCCUUUUGCUGUUGAAUGGGUUGACAAAUGCAUGACAGCCUUGACCGAAGAUUUCGGCAAGAUUAACCCUAAGGUUACCUCUUUCAUGUUGUAUUUUUGCAGUUUGUUGGUUCAAAAUGAGUGGGUUAUGUUGAUGGUGCGGGAAAGACAUUUAAUGGACAGAGUACUGUUCCUCAUAAAAACAAGCCGCCAUCGCUUUAGUCCAUCCAUUAAACUUGGUUGCAUACGCCUCAUGUCUGCCGUCUCACGUUAUAGCCUUGGCAUGGCCUACAUUGGUGGCAAAAAGUGUUGGGAUUAUUUAAUUGAGCUAUGCAAUCGCGAUCAUACUCUGUAUGUGGUGAGAGAGGCACGCCAACUACUGUAUGAACUGCUCUAUAGAUUCUCGGUAAAGGCCAAAGAUGAGAAUGUCGUUUUGGAAAUACUAAACGACAUUAUAAAACCCCUUCGGGAUAAUGUUUUCAAGGAAGGCCAUGAGAGUAUUAUGAUCAAUGUCGAUGAUUCGGAAUUCCAACGCAAAAUGUCUUCAACAUUGGAUUUGCUUUCGUAUCUGUUUGAGCAAACACUGGAGUCGGAAGAAAAAGCCAAUAUUGCACAUCUUUGUCAGUCAUAUCACAAUUUGGGCCGCAAUAUUUGGAAAUUGACUGAAAUGACACAGAAUUCCGCAUUCCUGCACAAAAUAAUGCACGCCUUGGCUAGCCUACAUUUUGCCAUUUUGGUACAGGAUGAGUGGCACGAAGGGCAAAUAGCACCAGAGAAAUUCAGUCGUUUUGGUUUGCACUUCUACAACUCAUUGAAAUUUUGUUUAAUUCGCCAUCAGCUGUUGAACUUUAUUAAAUUGGUCGAACUCUAUCAUGUGCUGUGGAAAAAGCUGGGAAAACGUGCCCCUCCAGAGAUACUGAUUGAAAACAGUAGCGUCAAGUUUGAGAAUCAGCUGAUUACAUUGCAAUUGUUGCCGGUUUUAUUUAUAUUGCGGUCGCAAAGUCUGAGUGAGGAAGAGCUUUUCGAAAAUUAUCUCAUGAAAUUGUUGGAAAUAUCGUGUGAGCAUACCAUGCGCAUAUGUUACAUAUUCCGUGAUACCAUUAUACCAUCGGAAAACACCGCAUUGGAGGUUGUGGCUGAUUUGGCUUACAAAGCCAUUCAUGGAGUUUUGUCUAUGCAAAAUAUUUUAGAAAGAGAACAAGCGAUUUUGGUAUUUCAAGCUAUGAUAUAUGCCUUAAAGGAAUUCAUCUCCGAUGCGGAUUGUGAACGUAGCAGUAAUCUGCCCAAAAGUUGUAAAGGUUGGAUAGGCAAAGAGUUUAUGACUAGCAUACCCAAUGUUCUUAAUGCCAUUCUUACCGGGUUGCAUACGUUAAUCAAACGCUAUCACAUCUCAUGGAAGGAGAGCAUAGAAACCACUUGUGUGGUCAACACAGUUGCCGUCAUAUUGGAGAAUCCAAAUUUAACAGAAGCGUCUACAGUCCAAGCUUUAAAAUUGGUUCAACUCUCAAUAGAACAUUUCCUAUCGCCCAACAUGGCUCUAUUGGUGGACAACCUGCAGGGAUCUGGCUUAGUAUGUUUGGGUCCAAUUAUAGUAAAACGAUAUCAUGAUCCCGCUUGGGAAGUGAGAGACAGCACCUUAGAAUUGACCACAUCAAUAGCAAAAAUAUCAAGAAUAAAAUUUCCGGCUUUCCAACAGUUCCUAUAUGACUAUAAAAUGUGCCCCAUCAUCUUGCAAAUGGCUAAAAAUGAUCAGGAGGCCUAUGUAAGAGCCUCAGCUUUAAAAUGUCUCUCAAAAAUGGUGAUGAUCAAUGUUAUAUGGGAUAAUGUUUUAAUCAACAGCGAUUUAAUUGAACAUUUAUUCCAUACGUUAUUCCAUGAAAGCGAAGGCAUUGUAAGGAAAGAGGCCAUUCAAACCUUGGCAGUUAUUUACGAGCAUCGAAAAAUACCCACACAAUAUACGGACACCUUAUACUCAACCCUGGCCCACUGUGUAAUCUCAGAUCUUCACUGGGAGGUCAAAGUGGAAGCGUUGCGAUUUUGGGAGUUGGAAUUCAAAAAACAAUUCACCAAUCAAGGCAUGAUUGAUGGUACAUUUCCCACCGUAACCUUCUCCAAGGAGCACAAGAAAAUUGUCACUCUCAAUGAGAAGGAAAUCAAGCUGAGAAUAAUGAAAGUUUUCCAUGAACUUUCACAGCGUGGUUGUUUGGGGGUUAUACUCAAAUGCCUGAGAGAGGACUGCGAUUUGGAAGUUUUAAAGACUGCUGUGUGCAUGGUGCACAAUCUGUUGGAACAAUUGAAGAAAUAUAAUUUUGAAUCAAUAGUGGACGAUAUGAAGGAGUCAUCAUCUAUACCCAGUAGUGCCAGUAGCAGCAGUAGUUCCAGUAAUACAAGUAACCCCAGUACUCCCCUCUCAACUUCACUAGAUGCAUCCGUUAACAACAUAAUGAACAACAAUCCUUUUAUGUUUACCGAGGAAGGUCCCAUGUCUGGCAGUGAUGCCCUAAACGCAACAACGCAAUCUCCUUCGCAUUCCCCCACAGCGUCAUCACUUGCAGCCAAACAAGAUGAGGCCAUAGAUUAUAUAUUAGAGUCUCAAGAUAUAAACAUAUUGGUAGCCCAAUAUGAACAAAAACUACUUUUGAUAAAUGACCAUGGGUCGGAACCAUUGCCUCCCAUAGAUUCGAAUUUGUAUAAGACCUAUACAUCGGUGAACAUCAAAGAAUUUAUGCAAAGCAUAAAAGCCUUAGAUUUAAAGAAGCUGCUGAAAAAUCACAAUGAUUGGUUGUUGGGUUCGGAGAGCUUCAUAUCCCUAUUAGAUGAUAUUAUUGUAGCCAUUAAAUGUGCGGAUGAUUCAUUAUUUGCCGAUUGUUAUUAACAAGUUGUGGAAAAGUCCCAAAUUAGUAAAUAAAUUGUGGAGAUGCAUUGUCAUACACAAGUUUAUAUACAUAUAUAAAGUAUAUACCUCAAAAUAAAGAAAAAUUUUAUUUUUUUAUAGUA
Stomoxys calcitrans (stable fly) is the source of this 3290-nucleotide messenger RNA. RefSeq lists its product as uncharacterized. The coding region runs from base 169 to 3168 and encodes 999 amino acids. Gene Ontology annotation, cellular component: nucleus. Gene Ontology annotation, biological process: cell population proliferation; positive regulation of protein phosphorylation; DNA damage response. The transcript is spliced from 6 exons. The record is from RefSeq and is a predicted model, not a curated record. NCBI's taxonomy places the organism in Eukaryota, Metazoa, Arthropoda, Insecta, Diptera, Muscidae.